Molecule: messenger RNA, 650 nt
Organism: Capsella rubella
Lineage: Eukaryota; Viridiplantae; Streptophyta; Magnoliopsida; Brassicales; Brassicaceae
Exons: 2
Coding region: 162-542 (126 amino acids)
Source: RefSeq, a predicted model, not a curated record
CGUUUAGGUCGUUGAAACAGCCGCGGCCAAUUUGGACAGCUCUAAAUUUGCCCUUUUUUAUCUCUCAGUUUUCUCCUCAUUAUAUAUCAAUCUUCUGCUUUCUUAUAAUAAUCUUGUGUCUUGACGAAAUAAACACGCAACAGAGACAGAGGAGCAAAAAGAUGGCCGACUCCCUUUUGCAAAAGGCCACCUCUGCUCUCGGUGAAACAAAAGAAACUGUCCUCGCCUCUGUUGAAACCGCCAAGACCGAUGUGGUGAAGGAUGCAGUCGACAAUGUGGUGUCAAGAAGCAUAGAUGGAGCCAAAUCGCUGGUGCACGGUUUGGAGGAGAAGAAAGGUGAAGUCUCCUCCAAAAUCUUGGGAGCUGUUACACACUUUACCGGCAGUGCUGACUCAGCAACCACAACCGCAAACCGUGACUUACCAGUAUCCACAGACAAUCAGCCACUCCUAGCGACAGGUGAUCGUGAGGUCGAGACACCAUGGUGGAAGAACUGUUGUGGAGUUCUUGAUCUUCUCAAGACAUCAUCAUCAUCUACAUGAAGACCAACUUCCCUGUGAAGAAAAAGAUUCCUCCUAAACUAUAUUCUGAGUAUUUCCUUCCGUUUACUUGAGAGUGAAUUCCGAUUGUGUCUUCAACUUUUAAUUCGU